This is a messenger RNA of Caenorhabditis angaria, 470 nucleotides long. The record is from the annotation of a GenBank genome assembly. Lineage: Eukaryota; Metazoa; Nematoda; Chromadorea; Rhabditida; Rhabditidae.
UUGAAAACAACGAGAACCAAUUUGCUAUUGAUUUGUUCACCAGAAGAAUUGAAUGGAAAUUUGAAUGUUGAAGAAAAUUAUGAAAUCAAAACUGAUUUGGCUGCAAUUCACUCGAAUUUGGAAAACAAUGAACAAAUGCGUCGUAUGCAAGUUCCAAAGAUUGAAUCUGCCCAAAAAUCACAACUCGUGGAUGAAAAUGUGGCUUGGAGUGAGGUUAGCUGGGAAAAAUUGUAAUUGAAUAGAGAACUUUUCAAUAUUUCCAAGGAAAUUGUCUGAAAAUUUGUCCCAAAAAGUCACAUGUACCUCGAAAAUAAAUUGAAAUCUUUCAGUCGUUCGGAAUUCAAGAUGAUGAAGAAAUCGAAAUUCCUCAAACUGUUCUCAACGUUAUUUUUCGGCUAACAGUGAGUUCUCGAUUCUACAAUGCUUUCAAACAAAAACUGGAUUUUUAGAUUGUGCUUGAAUUAUUUUGA